AUGUUACUUAUUCCAGGUAUUGUGUGCAAGCCUACAUUAGCAGCUGGUAAGUAAUAUGCUUUUUCCAAUAUUUACAACAGUAAUAAUGAAUGAUCUAAUACUCCAAUUAAUCCUUACAGAGUCACAUCAUAUUUCUAAUUACAUUUGUUUUAUUGUAUUCCACCGAAAUAUUUACACAUAAUAUUGUUAUUAAAAACAUCCCCAAUUAUACAGUAUCGAAUUGAACCUCAGAUUCUUCUGAUUUAAUCCUUGCAACCUGUAACGCACCCUCAGCAUAAAAGGGUUAAACCGCCGUUUAGUAGAUCUUCCCCUUCCAGAGACACAGGCACAGCUACUGUAGAACACCAAUCCGCCGAACAGGAAACCAUAUGAAUGCCGUAAACAGCCGAAUAGGAAAAACCAUACGAAUCCAGUCAAACUGGAACAGCAUACAAUAAAUCCCCCCCAAGAACGAGACACAGCUCCGUGUUGAGGGUCAAGCAGUGAACAGUCAGAGCUGUGCCUGUGAUACAAUUACCUUACACAAUGGAUAAUGUAAUUAUAACAAGCAGAGAAAUACAAUUUUUCCACAUUAUGCCUUCCAAGGCAGGUAUCAUCCCCUCUGCCUAUUCCUCUGCAGCUCUCCUUCCAGGCAGGUAUUAUCCCCUCUGCCUAUUCCUCUGCAGCCCUCCUUCCAGGCAGGUAUCGUCCACUCUGCCUAUUCCGCUGCAGCCCUUCUUCCAGGCAGGUAUCGUCCCCUCUGCCUAUUCCUCUGCAGGCCUCCUUCCAGGCAGGUAUCGUCCCCUCUGCCUAUUCCUCUGCAGCUCUUCUUCCAAGCAAGUAUUGGCCCCACUGCCUUUUCUGCUGUAGCCCUUCUUCCAGGCAGGUAUUGUUCCCUCUGUUUAUUCAGCUUCAGCUUUCCUUCCAGGCAGGUAUCGUCCACUCUGCCUAUUCCUCUGCAGCUUUCCCUCCAGGCAGGUAUUGUCCCCUCUGCCUAUUCCUCUGCAGCUUUCCUUCCAGGCAGGUAUCGUCCCCUCUGCCUAUUCCUCUGCAGCUUUCCUUCCAGGCAGGUAUCGUCCCCUCUGCCUAUUCCUCUGCAGCUUUCCUUCCAGGCAGGUAUCGUCCCCUCUGCCUAUUCCUCUGCAGCUUUCCUUCCAGGCAGGUAUCGUCCUCUGCAGCUCCUGGCAGGUAUCGUCCCCUCUGCCUAUUACUCUGCAGCCCUUCUUCCAGGCAGGUAUCGUCCCCUCUGCCUAUUCCUCCGCAGUUUCCUUCCAGCCAGGUAUCGCCCCCUCUGCCUAUUCCUCUGCAGCUCUUCUUCCAAGCAAGUAUUGGCCCCACUGCUUUUUCUGCUGUAGCCCUUCUUCCAGGCAGGUAUCGUUCCCUCUGUUUAUUCAGCUGCAGUUUUCCUUCCAGGCAGGUAUAGUCCCCUCUGCCUAUUUCUCUGCAGCCCUCCUUCCAAGCAGGUAUUGCACCCUCUGUCUAUUCCGCUACCGUCCUUCUAGUCAGGUAGUAUCGUCCCCUGUGCCUAUUCCUAUAAUAACAUAACAUAUUUAGAAAGGGGUGGGAAAGACAAUAACUAACACAAAAUAUCACACAAAACACUUAAUAUUUUACACACACCCUUCACUUAUAAUGGGCUCAGGGUGACCAAUACAUAAGAAUAGUCAAGGAACCUACAUUAAUAAUCUGUCUGAAGCUCCUGGUCAUAAUAUCGAUAUGUGCAGUAGUUCACAGCACAUACAGACUCCAGACACUAUGACCACUUCAAAUCAGCGUAGUGGACAUGGUGCUUGGAGUAACUCAUUAACAUAUGAUGAUUUAAAGUGUUAAACCAUUUAUAUUAAUUAAAAUCUUAAGAAAAGGCCCAGUGAGCUCCAAAACACUGAAUGCUGGCUUGGAUGGCUGGGUGUUUAGUCAGUGUAUCCAGAUUAGUUUAGAUGGAAUGUGAGAGAUUUAGAGUAGAAUCCUUUCUGACAGAUGGACUGGGUGGUUAUUGUUGCAGUAACCUACUUGUCAAAACCUCUCCGCCCCGAGGAAAUGAAUUAAGUGAAUUAACUCUCUAGCUUUCUGAGAGAUGCUCCAUUCCCUGGGACUGAAUACACCAUGCUGCUUGCGUUGUCAGUGUAAUGGGUUAAUUGCUGAACACCAGGCUAUUCAUAUAGCAGUUAUUUUAACUCUUUUAUCUGAGGGGGUCUUGUAAAAAUAGGCCAGAGUUAACCUCGUAAGAACUCACUAGCUCAGUCACUAAUAUAUAAUAUAUGGAACAGAAAUGAAAUGGUUUCCUUUAUCUAUGGACUAAAGCAUUAACACAAAUGGCUGUAUUCACCAGGCAACAAAUUGGAGUGAGCUAAAAAGAGAAAUGCAAAAUAUAGAUAAAAAAAAAAAGUAAAAUACAGUAAAAAGCAAAAAUAUAUAUAGAGAUAUAGUCAAACAUCUGAAAAGGAAAACUGGAAUACAGUCACAACAUGUCUAACUCAGCCUAAUCCAGCAAUUUUGGCAUUACAGUCUCUACAAUUCACUGACUUAACAUCAAAGGCUGUUUGUAUUUAUAUGUGAAAAAAACAGUCAGCAAUUCUCAGUGGUAUUUUUUUUCCAGUUGUGAUUAGAAAAUGUUUCCCAGGAUGCAACUGGCCUCUUCCUGUCUGGAUGCUAUUUUUCUAACAGAAGCACACACACACACACACAUACAACCUCACACAGACCCAACACACACGUUCACACACACACUAACACACUCAAACAACCUCACACGCUCACACACACCCAACACACACACACAUAGUCCAAACAUACACGUUCACACACUCACACACACACGACCUCACACACACCCAACACACACACACCCAACACACACACUUACACACACAGACAAACCCAACACACACCCAACACACACACACAACACUCACACCUAAAAACCCACACUCACACACACAACCUCACACGCUCACACACACACCCAAUACACACAGACAGACCCAAAACACACGUUCAAACACACACACACACACACACACACUAACACAACUUACACACAUGCACACAUACACAGACAGACCCAACACGCACCCAGCACACACACACACACUAAAAAAUAAAGAAGACAAGUGAUGUUCUUUUUAAUGAUGAUAUAUGUAGUUUGGUUUUACCUAAAACACUUUAUGUUGGAAAUGUAAUGUGUGGAUAUUUGUUAAUGGUUUCCUUUGUCCUGUUACUGUCCUCUCAGGUUCGGAUGACUUUCCCUUCUGGGCGAUCAUUCUGAUCUCCCUGGCGGCCAUUAUGACUUUACUGUUCCUGCUCUGUCUGAUCUGCACAGUAAGUAUCACAUUAAGGAUACAAUGUGUGCAUGUAGAAUAUAAUUCUUAUUAUAGAAAUGAAUGACUGAGGAAUGAUUGUAUGUGCACACAGAAGAUGGGACAGUUCACAAUGCUGUCUAUACAGAAAUGAAUUGUACAGUAGAUUGUGAUGUGUGUACAGGAGGAUUAGGAAAAGAGAGGGUGUUGUGUGCAGGGAUAAAAGGGCAAGAUAAUGUAUUGUGUGCAGGGAUAAAAGGGCAGGGGAAGAUACUGUGUGCAGGGAGAAAAGGACAGGGGAAAAUACUGUGUGCAGGAAGAAUAGGGCAGGGGAAGAUACUGUGUGCAGGAAGAAUAGGGCAGGAUAAUGUAUUGUGUGCAGGGUGAAUAGGGCAAGGGAAGAUACUGUGUGCAGGGAGAAUAAGGCAGGGGAAGAUACUGUGUGCAGGAAGAAUAGGGCAGGAUAAUGUAUUGUGUGUAGGGUGAAUAGGGCAAGGGAAGAUACUGUGUGCAGGGAGAAUAAGGCAGGGGAAGAUACUGUGUGCAGGGAGAAUAGGGCAGGGGAAGAUACUGUGUGCAGGAAGAAUAGGAAAGGGGACAAUACUGUGUGCAGGAAGAAUAGGGCAGGAUAAUGUAUUGUGUGCAGGGAGAAUAGGGCAGGGGAAGAUACUGUGUGCGGGAAGAAUAGGGCAGGGGAAGAUACUGUGUGCAGGGAGAAUAGGGCAGGAUAAUAUAUUGUGUGCAGGGAGAAUAAGGCAAGGGAAGAUACUGUGUGCAAGGAGAAUAAGGCAGGGGAAGAUACUGUGUGCAGGGAGAAUAGGGCAGGGGAAGAUACUGUGUGCAGCGAGAAUAGGGCAGGGGAAGAUACUGUGUGCAGGAAGAAUAGGAAAGGGGACGAUACUGUGUGCAGGAAGAAUAGGAAAGGGGACGAUACUGUGUGCAGGGAGAAUAGGACAUGGGAAAAUAUUGUGUGUGCAGGGAGAAUUGCCCAGGAGAAGAUAUUGUGUGUGCUAGGAGAAUUGCUCGGGAUACAAUAUUGUGUGUGCUGGGAGAAUUGCACAGGAGAAGAUAUUGUGUGUUCUGGGAGAAUUGCCCAGGAGAAGAUAUUGUGUGUGCUAGGAGAAUUGCUCGGGAAACAAUAUUGUGUGUGCUGGGAAAAUUGCCCAGGAGAAGAUAUUGUGUGUGCAGUGAGAAUUGCCCAGGAGAAGAUAUUGUAUGUGCUGGGAGAAUUGUCCAGGAGAAGAUAUUGUGUGUGCAGGGAGAAUUGCCCAGGAGAAGAUAUUGUGUGUGCAGUUAGAAUUGCCCAGGAGAAGAUAUUGUGUGUGCGGGGAGAAUUGCUCAGGAUACGAUAUUGUGCGUACUGGGAGAAUUGCACAAGAGAAGAUAUAGUGUGUGCUGAGAGAAUUGCUCAGGAAAAGAUAUAGUGUGUGCAGUGUGAAUUGCUCAAGAGAUGAUAUUGUGUGUACAGUGAGAAUUGCCCAGGAGAAGAUAUUGUGUGUGCUGGUAGAAUUUCCCAGGAGAAGAUAUUGUGUGUGCAGGGAGAAUUGCUCCUGAGAAGAUAUUGUGUGUCCAGGGAGAAUUGCUCAGAAGAAGAUAUAGUGUGUGCAGGGAGAAUUGCCCAGGAGAAGAUAUUGUGUGUACAGUGAGAAUUUCCCAGGAGAAGAUAUUGUGUGUGCUGGGAGAAUUGCCCAGGAGAAGAUAUUGUGUGUGCUGGUAGAAUUGCCCAGGAGAAGAUAUUGUGUGUCCAGGGAGAAUUGCUCAGCAGAAGAUAUAGUGUGUGCAGGGAGAAUAGCUCGGUAUACCAUAUUGUGCGUGCUGGGAGAAUUGCACAAGAGAAGAUAUAGUGUGUGCUGAGAGAAUUGCCCAGGAGAAGAUAUUGUGUGUUGAGAGAAUUGCCCAGGAGAAGAUAUUGUGUGUGCAUUUAUAAUUGCCCAGGAGAAGAUAUUCUGUGUGCAGUUAGAAUUGCCCAGGAGCAGAUAUUGUAUGUGCUGGGAGAAUUGCCCAGGAGAAGAUAUUGUGUGUGCAGGGAGAAUUGCUCAGGAGAAGAUAUAGUGUGUGCAGUUAGAAUUGCCCAGGAGAAGAUAUUGUGUGUGCUGGUAGAAUUGCCCAGGAGAAGUUAUUGUGUUAUGCAGGGAGAAUUGCUCAGGAGAAGAUAUAGUGUGUGCAGUUAGAAUUGUCCAGGAGACGAUAUUGUGUGUGCUGGUAGAAUUGCACAAGAGAAGAUAUAGUGUGUGCUGGGAGAAUUGCCCAGGAGACGAUAUUGUGUGUGCUGGGAGAAUUGUCCAGGAGAAGAUAUUGUGUGUGCUGGGAGAAUCAUCCACGAGAAUAUAUUGUGUGUGCUGGGAGAAUUGUCCAGGAGAAGAUAUUGUGUAUGCAAUUAGAAUUGCCCUGGAGAAGAUAUUGUGUGUGCUGGGAGAAUUGCUCAGAAGAUAUUGUGUGCGCAGGGAGAAUGGCUCAGGAGAAGAUAUUGUGUGUGCAGGGAGAGUUGCCCAGGAGAGGAUACCGUGUGUGCAUGAGAUGUGUUUUUUUUAUGGCGGUGCUUACAUAUACAGAGCAUUAUAUAAGUCGUAUUAUGCGAAGUGACUUAUUGUAUUCAUUGAAGGUUUCUGACAGUUAAUUAUUGGCAUUGUGCUCAAUAUUUGCCUCUUUUUAGAUUUCAGUGAUAACCUGCCCCUCCAUAAGACUUCGACACCAUUGGAUACGUUCCUACUUCCCUCACUUGGCAUUCUGGUGGGAAGAUACAGAAGCGGAGAUUGGUGGUAACAUUGCCUAAUUGCAGGAGAUCCUUUUGUAUUCAGUGGACAUUAAUAUGUACCUGUGACUGUCAUAAUCAAAGGGACAACAUGUAGCAUACCUGAAUGGAGACACCCAAAUGAUUGGUUCUGCUACACUUCCUCUGAUUUACACACAAUCUGUGUGAAAUAUGAUAAUUAAACUGUGAAUCUGUAAAGCGAUACUGAGAAGUAUACAGCUUUGUUUAAUACUGGGAAAAAGUUCAUGUAAAUGUACUAGAGUUUGACACCAAUUCUUCUCUUGUGUUCCUGAAAAUGUAUUCCUAAAGGCUGUGUAGUAGCUGGGGUAUCUCUACUACUUGUAUGUACGUAGCUGGGAAUGUGGUGCGACUAAGAGUAAGGAGACUACCCCAAUUCUCCCCCCAAUAAUGACAAACAACGAAUAUUGGAUGAAACAGGCCACAGCAUUUAUUAAACUUACAACUGUAGGACUCAUCCGAACUUUAUUCUUUUUCUUUAAUUCAAAUAUAAACAAACAGAUAAAUAUAUUUACAUACCAUAAUUAACAUAUAAAUUAACAUAUAAAUUACACUUAUUGCCCUACAGCCUCCAACUUAAAUAACCGUCCUUGCCAACGAACUUAACCAGGUGUCUAUGCACCAAAACUUUACCCACUGGUGUCUCGCUUCCCCCCUCGUCCAAACCAAAAAUUCCCAUCAUCUUAAAUGCUCUACCACCAGCCGGCUCUUAGCUCGGUGGGCACGUCCUAUUCGGUAACUUACCUUACAGAGCAGGGGAGGUUGAGACCCACCAUGUCCAUCUCCUGACAUUCCACCUGCUCCCCAACCCUGUUGGCAAGGACACGCUCCCCGCUAGCUGUGACGAAACAAAAACAGAACAUUAGGGUGGGUGGGAGGGAAGUUGUUUGCUGGCCAGAUUCCCAAAAGGCACUGAGGUAAGAUGAUCCCUGCCCCCCUACAAACACAUAACCACUCCCCUAAACACAUAUAGCCACACCCCUAAACACAUACAACCACUCCCCUAAACACAUACAGCCACUCCCCUAAACACAUAUAGCCACUCCCCUAAACACAUGUAGCCACUCCCCUAAAACAUACAGCCACUCCCCUAAACACAUACAGCCACUCCCCUAAACACAUAUAGCCAAUCACUAGCACCACCCCCACACUCAUACAUGUGCCCUUGUCCAUUUAGCUCCCCAGGGCCUAAACCAGAAAUCCAGACUUCCCAGAGUCGAAAAGGGCGCCAGAUGAAAAUUUACACACUAAAAUAUUAUUAGAUACUUUCAUGGAGUUGUGGUUUUCCAGCUGUAUUUAUAGAAAAAACACAACGCAUUUGAGGGUACAAAUUGUAAUGCCACAGGGGCAAGAAAUGGGGUUCAGUGAGAAGUACAGCUUCGUUCAGGUUUAAUAAUUAAGUAUAAAAAGCCAUAACUAAAAUAUGUAACACCCUAAUCUCUAUGGUGGUAUUUAAAGGGGAAAAUAUAGUAAAGACUACAGCAUGUACCAAGAGAGAGUCAAAUAAUACUCUCAAUCUAAUACUCUGCACUUUGGGUGAUUUACGCCAAACCUUACCCCAAAUUGGACUUCAGACACAUUAUGUGGUUCCUCUAUUUAUUAUUAUUAUUAUUAUUAACAUUGUUAUUGUUAUAUUGCUUGACACAGUACAAUGGAUGCAUAAACCAACUCUAAUAAAGAAAUGAUUCCAGUUAUGCAAUCUCGACAAUAUUCCACAUAGAAAUUAUAUGAAAUUAUACCGUUACUGUCACAUAAGGACAUAAUAGGGUCUAUAAUGGGGAAAUAAAACGUUUUGUAAAUUGGUUAAUGCACAUUUUCAGCAAUGUUAACAGAUAUCGUUAUAUGCCGAUGACAAAUUAGCAAAUAUUGUAUUUGCCACGUGAACAUUCUAUAGAUGUAAAUGUGUCCACCAUUCACUGUCUGCUAAGCAGUUAGGGAUUUUCCUUUUAUUAUUGAGUUAUUGCAUUUCUGCUCACUAUUUCUAUUUGUGAACUCGUCAAUGCAUUCUCCCAACAUAAAAACAGUCCCCAAUAAUGAUAAUUUAUAUCUAUAUUCGAUAUUAUCAAUGUAUGAAAAAUAUUACAUAUAUAGUCACAGAUUGUAAAAUAUAUCUUGCUUUAUAGAAAUAAAUGCAUUUCAAAGUACGAUAUUUACUUUUUCAGUUUUACACUGCAAUGCAUUACUAUCAUUAUUAUUAUUAUAGUAUUUAUAUAGCGCCAUCAGAUUCCGUAGUGCUGUACAAUGGGUAGACUAACAUGUAACUGUAACCAGACAAUUGGACGUACAGGAACAGAGAGGGGGAGGGCCCUGCUCAAUGAGCUUACAUUCUAGAGGGAGUGGGGUAUAGUGACACAAAGGGUAAGUAGGGGUGAUAAAAUAGGUUACUAGUAAAGUAUUCACUGAGGGCUCAGUAGGUCAUUUUUGACAGUUGCAGGAGAGGAGUCAUGGGGGAUAAAAACCGGCUAACAGUGUAGAUACGAAUAUCCAUUUUGCUUAAUAUCCUAGCUGUUCAUAUAAGGGUUAAUGUGAACCAAGAAUACAUUUGGAAUUGUAUCUUCGAUUCUGGGAAGAAUUUAUCUAAUAUCAGUUACGAGAAUGAGACAAAAAUAAAUACAGAGUCAAAAGCGAUAUGAAAAAGAGACACCAGGAUUACUCCGGGUGUCCAAGAAACUCAGAUCUUACCCAUAUACAGUAACUAGCUCAAAAAGAUGAACCAAUAAAAAGAAAAAAGUAAAAUAAAAAUAAACUUAACCUUUAUUCAAAUUACUACACAGAAUGAAAACGUGAAAACAAGAUGUGCAACAGUGUACGUGAUUUAAAAGAAAGGGACCUCAUGGAAAUGACUGGCAAUGCUCCAAGAAAAGGAGCUAAUAGGUCAAUCUCUUAUAACCAUAAAUAAAAGAUGUACCUAUAUCUGAAUAAGUGAUGCCUAGACCCAUAUAUAUAUUGAUUUUUAUUCCAGACACUAGGUGCAUCAGAUAUCGUUCACAGUGGAUAGUUAAUGUAUUUUUCAGAAAGAGACAAACUAUCAAUUCCUGAAUUAUUAUGAGUUAAUAGUAAACUGACCAGCUCAAAAGCUCAAAAGCUGCAGUAGCAACACUAUGUUGUAACAAACAGUGUCUAAAAAGGGAAACAUUCCCAUUACUCAAUUAAGCCACUUAAAGCUCCAGAGCUUGUCAGUUAAGAGAGUAGCAACAAGUGAGAUAUUCAUAGGGAUGCCUAUAAGGUAGGAUACGUAUACUAUUAUAAUCACAGGUGUGUUAUCAAUGUGGGUCCUUAAUGAAUGUUUAGACACACGAUUUGUAAAAAGACCAAUACCCUGCCUCCGCAGAUACACAGAGAAAGCCCAACCUAAACAGUCUCAAAGUGUCUGGGAAACAAAAAAGUCGAUGUAG
Pelobates cultripes (western spadefoot toad) is the source of this 9440-nucleotide messenger RNA. The record is from the annotation of a GenBank genome assembly. Lineage: Eukaryota; Metazoa; Chordata; Amphibia; Anura; Pelobatidae.